Saccostrea echinata is the source of this 1613-nucleotide messenger RNA. Its product is annotated as testis-expressed protein 264-like. The transcript has 4 exons. Bases 28 to 1035 code for a protein of 335 amino acids. The record is from RefSeq and is a predicted model, not a curated record. Lineage: Eukaryota; Metazoa; Mollusca; Bivalvia; Ostreida; Ostreidae. Gene Ontology annotation, biological process: protein-DNA covalent cross-linking repair; reticulophagy. Gene Ontology annotation, cellular component: nucleus; endoplasmic reticulum membrane; replication fork.
CUAGAGGGACAUCGAAAAACCAAAACAAUGGCUGAAAUGCUGCUGAUCGCUGGCAUUGGAGUUUUGGGUUUAUGUCUGAUAUUGACGUUUCUGGCAUUGUUGCUAUUGUCGGGCUUGUUUGAGACGAUUGAUGUUAAGACGGGGAAACCCCCGCUCGGAGAGGCUGUCAUUGCUUACAAAUUCUGUCGCGGUCCAUACAAGGAAUGUGGCCCCGUGUUUACUGAAGUCUGCGGACUGACCCCUCAGGGCUACAAAACCAUAGGCAUCUAUUAUGAUGACCCCAGAGUGGUAGAAGCAGAGAAAUUGCGUUAUGUUGUUGGCUCUGUUCUCUCUGAGGAUGGAACUGAAAUUGAUGAAGCUGUUCAGGAACAACUGCUAAAGUUUGGUUAUAAAAUUGCCAAGCUUCCAUCUGUAUCAUAUGCUGUCAAUACCUCCUUUCCAUACAGAAGCGCUCUAUCCAUUCUUAUUGCAGUGUGGAGGGUAUACCCAAGAAUGAAUGAUUAUGUACAGGAGCGUAAGUUAUGUGCUCAUCCCUAUUUAGAGGUGUAUGAUGGAGGCUUCAUCUAUUUCAUUGCCCCUCUGGCUCGGCAGAAUGAAUUCUACGUCCCUGAGGUUCAGGAGGAUGAGGACAGGGCCGAGGACGGAGAUGAUGAAGAUGACAGCUCUGUAGAUGAGAGUGUGUCAGUUUCAAGGGAGACCAGUUACAGCCGCACAGCAAUGGAUGAUGGUAUGCCAAUUUCUGACAGUGAAAGUGAGGCUGAGGAAGAAGGGGAGGUAAUUUGUCAUAGUGAAGAGAUCCUCAUAGGGGAGGAAACUCCACGUAAACUGUUAGAGGAUGAAGGUCGUGAUCAGUGCACACCAGACACUAGUGAGCCCCCCACUCUUCAGGACUCGGGCUUUAGCUCUGAACAAAUGACCACCCCUCAGCUGAGUCCGCUCAAACAAGAAGACGGGGGCAAGGCUUCAGAUGGCAAUGAUUCAGGGUCAUCCUUUGAGGAAAUCUCAAUGGAAAAUGUCCCCCCGACGAUAUCAUAACAAAAACCUAGUGAUCUAGUGCAGUAUUUGUCAUGUGUAAGCCUAUUUAUUAGUGUUAAUGCAUUCUUACAUGAUUUAUCAUUAUGAAAAUCUAUAAAGAAUAAUUGUCUUUCAAUACACACAUUUUGUGACUACUUAAAAUUAAGGUUUAUGAUUAUACCUCUAGAGUAUUAGAUGAAUUUGAAGUAACACGAACUACUAUAAUUUGUACAUCUGUAUACAGUAAAACAUGGUUAUAACAAAGUCCUGGGGACCUGUGAAUUUAUUUUGCUAAAUCAGUAUAGAUCUAAAUGUAUACAGUACAUGUAUAAAUUUGCAUAAAAAAUAUUAAAAGUAUGUAAAUGUAUAGGAUUGAAUAACAAUAUACAUGUUUUCCUUCUUAUGAUUAUCAGAUAUACUCAUGGAAUUAUUAAAUAUUGAGUUAACCUUGGAGAACUAAAUUUUUCUGUGUAAUAAAAUUUUAAAUAUAAAUACAAAACAUAAUGUCAGCUCAAUGUUUCAAAUUUUGAGAACUGAAAAAAGUCAUUAGAAAAGACGGAAAUUUUGUUAUUUUUAACCUUUACAGGAAAAAUUGGACA